This is a messenger RNA of Monopterus albus (swamp eel), 4635 nucleotides long. RefSeq names its product ring finger protein 144aa (gene rnf144aa). Gene Ontology annotation, molecular function: zinc ion binding; ubiquitin-protein transferase activity. The transcript is spliced from 8 exons. Gene Ontology annotation, biological process: protein ubiquitination. The record is from RefSeq and is a predicted model, not a curated record. The coding region runs from base 886 to 1773 and encodes 295 amino acids. Lineage: Eukaryota; Metazoa; Chordata; Actinopteri; Synbranchiformes; Synbranchidae.
CGUUUUGCGAACUGAAUAAUUUUGCUGGGCGUUACUUGCACAGGUGCUUAGAUAUUGGCAUGUGAGAUUUCUGCAUCCAUGCCAACACAGCAGAGGGAGAAAAUGAAUCAUCGUAUGUUUUGGUAAAAAAAAAAUCUACAGAGAAUCUUUGGGAACAAACUAAUAACGUAAUAUUUUAAUUGUGACUCUGCAAGGCUUGACUCAACUAGACGGUUGAAGUGAAAAUAUCCUGAAUGUUUAAGGAAAUUUGAAGCGACCCUUAGAAAGAGGCGAUGUCAGCCUUCUGCCAGCAGGGGGCGGUGUCCUGUGUGAAAAGGUGCUAGGUGCUGCGCUCUCCUCCGAGCGGCAGCAUAGGGCAGCACACGGGAAGGCUGUCUCACACAAAUGGCGUUCCUCCGGUGCCAAGCAGCCGAUUUCCUACCAAGCACGGCAACAGGAGCGGUGGAGAGGUAAACACACCGCUGCUUUUCUCAGCGUGCGUGUAGCAGAGCUGACGGCUGGACGCUGCGCACUAACCGAGAGUAGACCGCUGUUCCGGUGCACUAACACCCCCACCGUCUAACACAACAGACAGCAGAGUGUCAGCUGCAGCUUGUGCUUUCCUCUGGUUUGUUUGUUUAUCCGCUGUGCUGUUUGUUUUCCGCCGAUAGUUGCUGGUGUUUCACCAAAUCUCAGGCGCUGCAGGAGACGGUAGCAGGUCAAAUGUUUCCACCUCGACGUCGGACAUGGACAUCACCCCUCUAGAGGUCUCCUCCUACUCGCCAUACGCCUGACCUGCUGGCCAUCUCUCCGUUAAUCUGGUCCAGGAGAUCAUCUUUCUGCCUUACCCGAGGUUACACCAUCAACUCGGCGUUAUCUCAGAAAGAGAGCUCAGUGGCGGUGAAGAUGACCAUGGCACGGUACCGUCCCACGUGGGAGCUGGCCAUGGACCCUCUGGUCUCAUGUAAGCUGUGCCUUGGAGAGUUCCCUCUGGAGCAGAUGACCACCAUCACACAGUGCCAAUGUGUCUUCUGUACACUGUGCCUGAAGCAGUACGUGGAACUCCUGAUUAAAGAAGGCCUCGAAACUGCAAUUAGCUGUCCAGACUCUGCCUGUCCCAGAAGAGGACACCUGCAGGAAAAUGAGAUUGAGUGCAUGGUGGCCACAGAGAUGAUGCAGAGAUACAAGAAGCUUCAGUUUGAAAGGGAGGUGCUGCUGGACCCGUGCCGGACAUGGUGCCCUUCCUCGACAUGCCAGGCUGUGUGUCAGUUAAAGGAAGCAGAUUCUCCAGCACUGCCUCAGCUAGUCCAGUGCGCUGUCUGUGCCCUCGAGUUCUGCUCCGCCUGCAAGGCCAACUGGCACCCUGGGCAGGCCUGCCAGGAGAACAACCUUCCCAUUACCGCCUUCCUACCAGGAGAAAACAACUCUUUCCAUAAGAAUGAAGAGGAUGAUGCACCAAUCAAGCGCUGUCCCAAAUGUAAAGUCUACAUCGAGAGGGAUGAAGGCUGUGCACAGAUGAUGUGCAAGAACUGCAAACAUGCCUUCUGCUGGUACUGCCUGGAGUCACUGGAUGAUGAUUUCCUCCUGAUCCACUACGACAAAGGGCCUUGUCGAAACAAACUCGGCCACUCCAGGGCAUCUGUUAUCUGGCACAGAACACAGGUCGUGGGGAUCUUUGCUGGCUUCGGUCUGCUUCUGCUGGUCGCCUCCCCCUUCCUCCUUCUGGCCACUCCCAUCGUUCUUUGCUGCAAGUGCAAGUGCAGCAAAGGUGAUGACGACCCGUUGCCAACCUAAACACGUCCUCAGAGCUGGAGCGGAGAGCCACUCCAAGGAUGGGCCAUCUUUUUUUCCCUUUUUCACCCCGUUACAUUCUUUUCCUCCUACCAGCUUUGAGUGUUUCGUUUUUUGGCCGAGCCUACACCAUCCCUCGGCCGCUUCGAGAUCCAUCGCUCUGCAUGAGAGAGGUAUGCCAGAAAAGUGACCCUAGGUUUUAGCAUGAAGAGGGGUGCCAGGUCAGAGGAUGUCAGACUUAUCUAAGGACCACUUUGUCCACGUUUGUAAGACGGUGGCGGUUUGAGGAUGUCGAGGAAGUCUGGGCCACUUUAAGUGGUCUUAAGUUGUGGGUUGCUGUGACAUGGUAUAUUAGCAGGUCACUGCAAAUAGGAAAAAAAAAUCUAUGUUGACUAAUGCUUUUCUCUUGUAUGGACACUGUCGUGCAGGAGCCACAUUAGAAAGUACUUUCACUUUUUCACUCUGUUUUGUCGGUUUGUCGUACACAGCGAAAGCUUUUUCCCCACCACCACACCUCGAGGAGCUCUACAGAUUCAGUCAGUAGCAUUAGAGCUACGCCACGCAUGUUUGGUGUUACUCGAUUUGCACACCGAACAUGAUUUCGUUGUCAUGUUCGUGACUGAAGUAGAGAUGGGAGGCUGUUGUCAUUCUCAACUCAGUGUACAGCACGUCCUCUUGAUGAUGUCAAUGUUUUAUAACCUAUCGCUUUUAAUAGGACUGUGCUCAGAGUAGUGUCUAUGUGUUGUGUGUUUUCCAAACUUUUAGGAAUACGUAUUAAAGGGGAUCGCCACUCAAAGCUAAAAAUAUGCUAAUCUUCUUUUGUCAAGUGACAAUGUACAGUAGUUUUAACUUCUUAUGUUUAAUUACCAUUUUUCAUUUGUUUUUGAUGUGCCUCCAGAUGUUAUAUGUUUGCAGCAUCUUUGUGAGAGCGUUUUUCCAGAAGAUGUUACAGUUCAUGAUCCUAGAUCGAGUCAUUUCCCAAAUUGAGUGGUGCUCCCCUUUGAGUUCACCAUCAGUUUUUUACCAAGACUGCAUCCGCAUGUGGUGGAACUUCACUAGCAUAGAUGUCUCUCCAGUAAUUCUCUGACCCCGGAUUAUGAAAGCACAUUGUAUUCACCAAAAAAAAAAGAAAAAAGGAUCUUAUCUUGUAACUAUUACUUAGUUUCUCAUAAUUGUGAAUUAUGAGCAUUUCUCUAAAUUAUGAGAUAAUCUAGAACUUGCCUGAACAUCAUCAUGUUUUAAUGGAUUCUUUAGUUUUUCAGUAAUUCAGUGAUAGCUGUCAGUACAUCCAAUAGUGCAUAGCAAAAAUGAACUGUUAAUAGUUAUAUCAGGAUACUACUUGUUCCAAAAUGUAAACAAAUGUCGGCAAAAACAGGCCUCAAAGUUGCCACCUAGAGUGUAACUUACUGUGCAUGUAAUGAGCAGCAGCUGGAAAGCUUCAGAAGCUGCUUGAGAAAUAUUGGGUUUUUAAGAUUCCUUCAGAAUAACCAAAUAUUGGUUAAAAACUAUGCCCAAGCUGCAGCCCACAUUGUAUCCAUGGCAACAUUAAACUUUUUCUUAUAAAAGCAACCAUAAUCUAGCAUGAUCCUGAUCUCGUAAUCAUGACAGAGCAUUAAAACUUAAGCCUUCAGAGUCAUCAUCCAUCCGAACAGAUAUAAACUUUGACAAGAAACAGGAAAGUAAGCUAUCGGCUACUUAAUGUUGCCAUGGAUACAGUCUGUAACAAUGAGGGUACCGUUUUUAGUCUAGGCUAUAUUUAUAUAUAUAUAUAUAUUACGUUCUGGAGCACUAAGUAUGCUGACUCAGCUAUUAGCAGUUCAUUUUGCUACCUACUGUUGGAUGUGCUGUCAGAAUUGCAUAAAGAGCCUACCGAAGAAAUCUUAAAAACCCAAUGUUUCUCAAGCAGGUUCUGAAGCUUUCCAACUCCUCUUUAGUACAUGUACUGUAUAUAGUGAGUUACACUGUAGGCAGGCUGUUCUCAGCCUAUAUUGGUUUACGUUUUGGAACACUACAUACAAAAGUUCACUUGUGCUAUGAAAAUCAGCUGUACGGGCAUUUAUCACUUUGAUUUUAAAGACUUAAUUAAAAUCUGAAGAUUUUCAGGAAAGUUCUGUAGUGUUCCCACCCCGGCAGCAUCUCAUAAUUACAAGGAUAAGAUCUUAUAAUUAUGAGAGAAAAGCUGGAUUUUUUUAUUUUGGUGAUUGCAAUGCGCUUCCGUACCAGAUGGUGGUUUAGCCCAUAGACUGUAUAUAAAGAUAGAUGCUUAACAGCUCCCCAAGACUGAAGCCACCACAAAUCCAUCACCCCCCUGCCCUGUUCAUGUUCGCAAAUAGGACAAGCCAAACUAAAAAUUUUAACUAAAAUUCAAAUAGAUUUUUCCCACAGUUGAUUUCUGUAAUUUUAGGUAGAUAUUAUCAUGCUAAUUUGUGUACAAGUAGUCAUUUUGUCUUAAUAAAUUCUGAUCUAAAAAGGGUAAGUGUGGAAAUACCAGUUUUUAAUUGGUGGCCUGAUGCUGCAGCCCCGCCUCUGCACAGAAUCAGGUUUCAAAAUGCAUCACAAAAGCAAGAUGGCUUUCUUCAAAUUCACAAUUUUGUGGCUUCACUUUUCCAUAGUGGCAGGAAGUGGUGACACGUAGUCAGGUAUUAUAUACAGUCUAUGGUUUGGCCACAUAGAAAUGAAUAGCCUUAAAGUGAGUGGCCAAAAUCAGGCAUAUCCCCCUGUGCAUUACAAACUGUUCAAAGUCAAAAUCCAAAUAUGCCUAAGGAAAGCAUGUUUAAAAGUUGUCAAGCCCUUUAUAUUCAGAUGAUUCUAUGAUGUCACCCAUGCGCUACACUGUUAAUAGCCAUACUUAAAAAAAAAAAAAAA